AUGUAUGAACUAUUCUCAAGGUGUGAAAAGUAUAUCAACUUGGCUGAAGUUCUUGCGGUAGAAAGAGAAGACAAGAUUGAGAAGAGACCUCCGACGAGGAAGGAAGAAAUUCCACGGGAGGUCGGAGCAAAGCGUAACCGAGAUGACGAGGAUGGAAAGAAAGGAAAAGAUGAUAGAAAAGCUUGGAUACCUCGGGUCCCAGAAAGAGAAUCCGAACCAAAGUAUACCGCACUGACGCACACCCGGGCAUAUGUGUUAAAUGAAAUCAAGGAUCAGGUUGCACUGCGUUGGCUAGCCAAGAUGGUCAAACCAGCGUAUGAACGUAAUAAAAAUAAGUAUUGUCAUUUUCACCAAGAUCACGACCACAAUACUGAGGAGUGUAGACAGCUAAAAGACGAGAUAGAAGCACUUAUCCAAAGGGGACGUCUCAACCGAUUUGUUAAAAAGGAGGCGAACAAUCGAAAUAUGGAUUCCCGAGCUCGGGAACCCAAGGAAAGGUGCAAGUCAUCUCCCAAGGCAGAUAAAGAAGAACCCCUCCGAGGUAAGCCCCACAUUGAGAAUGCACCCUUGAGAGAGAUCACAACUAUAUUUGGUGGACCUGGUAUGGGAGGAAAAACCUCCAACUUUCGAAAGCAGCAUGCGCAGAAUGUACUCCAAACUGAGACUGCCAUUAAGAAGAGGAGGACCAGUUACCCGAUAACCUUUUUUGAUGAAGAUCUGAUAGAUAUCCAGAAGCAUCAUGACGAUGCUCUAGUGAUCAAGAUGGUAAUCACCAAUUGUAUGGUGGGGAGAAUCUUGGUUGAUAAUGGGAGCUCGGUUGAUGUCCUGUAUUAUGACGCGUUUGAAAAGAUGCUCUUGAAACCCUAG
This is a messenger RNA of Telopea speciosissima, 867 nucleotides long. RefSeq lists its product as uncharacterized. The record is from RefSeq and is a predicted model, not a curated record. The transcript has a single exon. Lineage: Eukaryota; Viridiplantae; Streptophyta; Magnoliopsida; Proteales; Proteaceae. Bases 1 to 867 code for a protein of 288 amino acids.